Messenger RNA from Hypanus sabinus (Atlantic stingray), 3382 nucleotides. RefSeq names its product zinc finger FYVE domain-containing protein 1-like. The transcript is spliced from 12 exons. The coding region runs from base 260 to 2182 and encodes 640 amino acids. The record is from RefSeq and is a predicted model, not a curated record. Lineage: Eukaryota; Metazoa; Chordata; Chondrichthyes; Myliobatiformes; Dasyatidae. Gene Ontology annotation, molecular function: GTPase activity; GTP binding; metal ion binding.
UCCCCUCUGCCAUCAGAUUCCUGAAUGGACAUUGAACCCGUGAACACCACCUGACCAACGCGACAAAGUCUGCAGUUGCUGGAAACCCACACACCCAGCUGGAGGAACGGCAGCGUAUCACCGCGGCGUAGGCCGGUGAUCGUGGACCGGCCCCCGGGGACGGAGCCGACCGGGCUGAUUCGCUGCCGGCCUCACCCCGCCCGAGGGAGCCGGGUCUCCGGUGAGGGGCUGCGGGCUUGCCCCGCACGGACUCCGGGCAAUGGGGGAGCUGGGCGACGAGCUGCGGACAGACCGGGCCAAAAGUUUCCUGCUGCUGGAUGAGGAGGAGCAGCUGCUGGUGGCGAACGAGGAGAGCUUCCUGGAGCGACUGGGGGCCGUGCCAGGGCAGACGGUAAAGGUCCUCUCUAUCUUCGGGAACACGGGCGACGGCAAGUCGCACACCCUGAACGCCGCCUUCUUCGGGGGCCGGCAGGUCUUCAGCACCUCGGACAGCCAGAGCUCCUGCACGGCGGGGGUGUGGGCAGCCCUCCAGCCCUCGCUCUCCCUCCUCCUGCUGGACACUGAGGGCCUGCUGGGGGCCUCGGCUCAGCCGGCCCGGCAGAUGCGCCUGCUGCUGAAGGUGCUGGCCGUUUCCGACGUGGUGGUCUACCGCAGCCGCGCCCAGCGCCUUUGCAACGACCUGUUCGGCUUCCUGGGAGACGCCUCGCGGGCCUUUCUCCGGCACUUUGCCAGCGAGCUCAGGGCCGUGUCCGUUCGCUGCGACCUGGACAUGCCCCUGUCCAGCCUCGGCCCCGCAGUCAUUAUCUUCCACGAGACUGCCAACACCAACCCAUUGGGCAGCGAUUCCCGGGUCCCCGGAGGUGCCGAGCAGCUGCUCCAGAAGCGGUUCCACGAGCUGGGCCUGUCCACCGACGCCUUCAACUCCAUUGAGUACGUUGGCACGAGGACCGCGGGCGGGCCCACGGACUUCAGUGGCUUCCUGCGGGCGGUGCGGCGAUGUGCGGGCAAUGCCUCCACCCGCUCCCGGAGGGCCCCAUCUGUGGUGUACUGGGCACUGAAGGCCCUGAGCGACCGAUUCAACGGGGAGAUUAGCGAUGAUCGACUCCCAACUCUCUCCUUCUUUCCCGAUGAAUAUUUCCGGUGUUGCACUACCUGCCUCAGCUGUGGGGCCCGGUGCGGGCAAAGUAUGAACCACAUGAAGGAUGGCAUUCCUCACGCUGCCAGCGAGCGCUGUCGCUUCACGCACCAGUACAACAACAAGGUGCUGAUCUGCAAGACUUGUUUCAAGCACGGCCUCGAGGUGACCGUCAGCCCCAAGACCUCUUCCUCCACAGACGGCCAGUGGCUCGGGUUGGCCACCUAUGCCUGGUCAGGGUAUGUGCUGGAAUGUCCAAACUGCGGGAUUAUCUAUCGCAGUCGGCAAUACUGGAUUGGGAACCAAGACCCAGAGGGCUCGGUUGUGCGUGCGGAGCUGAGGCACAUCUGGCUGGGGUGUGAAUCGUGGCUGAGGGGGAGCAGUAACAGAGCUCGGGGGAUGCUGGACAACGUGUGCAACGUCAUCCAGUCCGUCAGCGAGUACGGCAGUGGCCCAACUCGGGCGCUCACGGCCUGGCUGACCGACCACGUCGCCCCGGACUACUGGAUCCCAAACUCCCAGAUAACCGAAUGCCACCAUUGCGGGAAGGCGUUCGGACCCGGGGAGCGGAAACAUCACUGCCGGGCAUGCGGGGAGGGGUGCUGCGACUCCUGCUCCAGCGAGAGCAUGCCCGUCCCAGAGCGCGGCUGGGGCACGGCUGCCGUCCGCGUCUGCGACAGCUGCUUCAGAGCCAGGGGCAACGGCACAGGGAAGGUGCUGCCCGCGGAUGGUAGCGGAUUGCUAGCACGCAGGAUCACUGAGAUGGCCCAGAGCACUCUGGAGGUGAUGUCUUCAGCCGUCAAUUAUCCCCUUGGGCUGGUUAAGGAUGUGGCCAGGCCAGAUUACUGGGUGCCUGACAACCAGCUCACUGAGUGCCACCGGUGCGGGAAGCCCUUCACGGGUACCACCUCCCGUCACCACUGCCGGGCCUGCGGCCGAGGCUUCUGCGGCCCCUGCUCCCCCGGCCUGCGGACGGUGCCCUCCAGGGGCUGGGUUCACCCUGUCCGGGUGUGCGUGGACUGCAGCCAGAAGAACGGGGAUCUGUGAACCCGGGGCGGGACCGUUGACCCCUCCCACCUCGAGGGACGAGACUCGCGAGCAAUCCUGGGCUCCCUGCAGGUGAUUGUUUGCUACCCUGGUGGCUGAUUGGUGGGAAUACCCUGGCGGUCCCGCCAGCACUGGAAGAACACAGUAGGUCAGGCAGCAUCCGCGGAGGGGAGCGAACAGUCGACGUUUCGGCCCUAGACCCUUGACAGGAUCCGUUGGGAGCGUGAGCAGGCGCAUCCUUGUAUGAGCAGAGAGAAAAGGAUUGAAGCCAGACUCUGGGCAUCCAGAUUGUGAGCAGGAUCCGGAUUCCGCUCCAGCGACUUGGUCCAGAUUCCCAGAUCGGGAUGACAAACAGGAACCCGGACUCCGCACCAGCCACUUGGUCCAGAUCGUGAUCCCAAUCUGCAUUAUGCGGGGGAAUCUGGACUCUGUACCAGUGACUGGGUCCACAGUACCGGAUCUGGAUUAUAAGCAGGGAUUUAGUCUGUGUGCCAGCAAAUUGGUCCGGAUUGUGAUCUCGGAUCCGGAUGGCGGGCAGGUAUCUGGACUCUGAGCUGGCUUGUGAACCAAAGCAGUGUGCUUACACGUUCCUGGAGGGUUUGACAAGCUGGAACUCUCUGGGUCUUUCCCCCCCCACUCUCUUUGAACACACUGGAUUCACUGAAAGAUGUAUUAUACUGCUAUCAUGUUUAAUGUGAAAUAAAAGUCUGUUGGAGUUUAUUAGAAUCAGCAUCCGUAAGAAUCUGCCGGUCUUGCUGGCCCUGGAAGAUAGUGAUGCAGUAACAGAAGGUAUAGUACAGGUGGACAAAAUGCAACGAGAUUCAUUGGGAGAUCAAACAUUCAUCUUUAUUCUACAAGAGGUAUGUGCAAGCAUGCUCUAACAGCGGGGUAGAAACUGUCCCCGAGCCUGGUGGUCCCGAGUUUUAGUACCUGAGGGGGUAGACCAGAAAAUGAGUGGGUGGGAGAUGAGGUGACCGCUGUCUGGGUCACCCCAUGCAAGAGGGGGCCAGGAGUCCGAUUGGACAGUGACGGAGGUUUGAGAGCGUGUGGGACAUGGUCAGCCCAGCACUCCCUGCUUUUUCUCUGGUGGGAUUCGAAAGGCAGAGCAACGCGCGCACACAACGCUGGAGGAACUCAGCAGGUCAGGCCACGCCUUUGGAAAGAAAUAGUCGGUGUUUCGGAGCAAGGCCCUUCGUCAGG